This is a messenger RNA of Penicillium vulpinum, 1716 nucleotides long. Its product is annotated as putative MFS alpha-glucoside transporter. The record is from RefSeq and is a predicted model, not a curated record. Gene Ontology annotation, cellular component: membrane. Gene Ontology annotation, biological process: carbohydrate transport; transmembrane transport. NCBI's taxonomy places the organism in Eukaryota, Fungi, Ascomycota, Eurotiomycetes, Eurotiales, Aspergillaceae. Gene Ontology annotation, molecular function: carbohydrate:proton symporter activity. Bases 1 to 1716 code for a protein of 571 amino acids. The transcript has 2 exons.
AUGGCUGAACCAAAGGCCUCAGAUGUCAUCACGCCGGUGGAUGGCCCUCUCGAAUAUGACUACUCUUCGACCGCAGGACCGGGCUCGGACUCCUCCAUGACUAAGGUCAUUCAAAAUGCAAAAGCAGCCACUGAGAAGGAGCAGUCUAUGACCUUGAUACAGGGUAUUCGGUUGUACCCUAAGGCCGUUCUUUGGAGCGUGCUCAUCUCCACUUGCAUUGCUAUGGAGGGCUACGAUAUUAGUUUGGUCAACAACUUCUAUGCAUUCCCGCAAUUCAAGCGCAAGUACGGUGAACUAAUAGGCAAUGACAAAUAUGAAGUAUCCGCAGCGUGGCAAGCAGGUCUGAGCAACGGUGCCUACUGCGGCGAGAUCAUCGGUCUAUUCAUCAACGGCUGGGCUUCGGAACGAUUCGGUUAUCGGUACACGAUUAUGACCUGCCUCAUACUUGUUAGUGCGUGGACUACAAUCUUCUUCACGGCCCAGAAUGUGCAAGCCCUGCUCGCAGCGGAGAUUCUCUGCGGUAUCCCCUGGGGUGUCUUCCAGACUUUGACGAUUACCUAUGCUUCGGAGGUGUGCCCCGUGGCACUACGAGGGUACCUGACGACCUAUGUCAAUUUCUGCUGGGGUCUCGGCCAGCUUAUUGGCAUCGGUGUGAUUAAGAGCAUGUUGAGCCGGACGGACGAAUGGGCCUACCGAAUUCCAUACGCCCUACAAUGGAUGUGGCCAGCGCCGCUCUUCCUUGGUAUUUGGCUUGCGCCCGAGUCCCCGUGGUGGUUAGUUCGGAAAGGCCGCACCGAAGAUGCGAAACGGGCCCUUGUGCGGUUGACCAGCAACAAAGAGGGAGAUUUCAACCCUGAUGAGACUGUCGCUAUGAUGGUUCACACUACCGCUCUGGAGGAAAAAAUCACUAAAGGUGCUAGCUAUCUAGACUGCUUCCGGGGUACCGAUCUUCGCCGCACAGAGAUUGUGUGUAUGGUCUGGGCUAUUCAAAAUCUUAGUGGAAACUCCUUUUCCAACUACUCGACCUACUUUUUGGAACAGGCUGGGUUGAGCUCCUCCAACUCCUACUCCUUUGCCAUGGGUCAAUAUGGCAUCAACAUGGUUGGUGUUUUCGGAGCAUGGUUCCUUAUGACACUCGGAAUCGGCCGACGGACAUUGUAUCUGUAUGGUCUUUGUGGUCUGUGUACCAUGCUUUUGGUCAUGGGUUUCCUCGGUCUCGUCCCCAAAGAGCAUAAAGACCAAGCCUCUCUGGCCACAGGUUCCAUGAUGCUGAUCUGGGCCCUAUUCUAUCAGCUGACCGUCGGUACGGUCUGCUUCUCCCUUGUAGCCGAACUCUCCACCCGCCGACUGCAAAUUAAGACAAUCGUGCUUGGCCGCAACUUGUACAACAUUGUCGCUAUCAUCUGCGGUGUUCUGACCCCUUACAUGCUGAACCCGGGCGCUUGGGACUGGGGAAACUACGCUGGCUUCUUCUGGGGUGGCAUCUGCUUCCUUUGCAUCAUUUACACGUAUUUCCGUGUCCCCGAGCCUCGCGGCCGCUCGUUCGCCGAGCUUGACAUGCUCUUUGAGCGUGGUGUAAGCGCUCGCAAGUUUGCGACGACUGAGGUGGACGUGUUUGGUGAGACCAUCGAGGGCCGUGUCGUUGAUGAUUACCGGGCGGAAAAGAACAACCGAACCGAUCCAAGCCAAUUGGAGAAAAAUCACGACUCGAUAUGA